Molecule: messenger RNA, 2106 nt
Organism: Fraxinus pennsylvanica
Lineage: Eukaryota; Viridiplantae; Streptophyta; Magnoliopsida; Lamiales; Oleaceae
Source: the annotation of a GenBank genome assembly
AUGCACUGGUCUUUUAAGCUGAGCCAGGGUCAAGGAGGAGGCACUCAAGACAUGUGGCUGAGCGGGAUUGGCCCGGACGAUCCUGCCGAUGAUUAUGCUAAUGAAACGAGUGCAGGAGGAGUUGCUGCCGUUAUAAAAGAAUUGAUCCCACAAGGCAACACGCCGAUUAUAUCUGCUUGCUUUGUUGGUCUCUUCACUGGUAUCAGUGUGGUGCUCUUCAAUUACGCGGUGCAUGAAAUACGUGACUUCUGUUGGGAUGGUAUCCCAUAUCAAGGUGCUUCGUGGUUGAGGGAGGAACCAAUUGAAGCAAAAUGGGCCCGUGUAAUCUUAGUCCCAGCUUCCGGAGGUUUGAUAGUUAGUUUAUUGAACAUGAUUCGAGCUGCUAUAGAGGGCCCAACAGAUGGAAUUGUUAUAUCCUAUAUCAAAUCUGCACUAAAGCCAAUUCUGAAGACAGUGGCUGCCUGUGUCACUUUAGGAACAGGGAAUUCAUUGGGACCAGAGGGCCCAAGUGUCGAAAUAGGAGUCUCCAUUGCCAAAGGGGUUGGUGCUGUGCUUGAUAAAGGUGCUCAAAGAAAGCUCUCACUCAGGGCUGCAGGGUCUGCCGCCGGACUCUCUUCUGGGUUCAAUGCUGCUGUUGCGGGUUGCUUUUUUGCCGUGGAAUCAGUUUUGUGGCCAUCGCCUGCAGAAUCAUCUCCGUCUUUGACGAAUAUGACUUCCAUGGUCAUUCUCAGUGCUGUAAUAGCUUCUGUCUUAUCAGAAAUUGGCUUGGGCGCUGAACCAGCCUUUGCAGUUCCACUAUACGAUUUUCGUUCUCCAAGUGAACUGCCGCUGUAUCUUUUGCUGGGUGUAUUUUGUGGCUUGGUUUCGGUCACCUUAUCUAAGUGCACGGCAUUUAUGCUGGUAUUCAUUAACGAUGUUGAAAGGGUUGUUGGGAUACCAAAAGCAGCACUUCCUGUACUUGGCGGUUUGGCUGUUGGACUUAUUGCCUUGGCAUAUCCUGAAAUUCUUUACUGGGGAUUUCAGAAUGUUGAUGUUCUAUUAGAAUCUCGCCCAUCUAUGAAAGUCCUCUCUGCUGAUUUGUUGCUUCAGCUGGUGGCUGUCAAAAUAUUAGCAACUUCCUUGUGUAGGGCAUCUGGAUUAGUAGGAGGCUACUAUGCACCAUCUCUGUUUAUUGGUGCUGCUACAGGAAUGGCAUAUGGGAAAAUUGUUAGUUAUAUGAUAUCUCACUCCGAUCCAAUAUUUCAUCUCUCCAUCUUGGAAGUAGCUUCACCUCAAGCAUAUGGCCUGGUUGGCAUGGCUGCUACACUUGCUGGGGUGUGCCAGGUACCCCUUACUGCGGUUUUGCUUCUCUUUGAACUAACACAGGAUUAUCGAAUUGUACUGCCACUUUUAGCAGCUGUGGGGCUUUCAUCGUGGAUUACAUCUGGGAAGACAAAACGGAAGGAAAUUGAUAAUACCAAAGAAUCGAAAGAAGGAAACAAUAUAGCAACUCCGCCUGAAACAUGUUCCUAUAACUUUGGAGUCCAGACCUCUAUUUCUUCUCCUGAUCUGAGAGAAUCGAAUGAAAGUAGCAUUUGUGAACUUGAGAGUUCACUCUGUCUGAAUGAUGAUUCUGAUGAUGAUAAUGGUAACUUGGCAAAUGAAAUUCUGGUUUCACAGGCCAUGAGAACACGAUAUGUUGCAGUGAUGAUGAGCACUUCUCUAACAGAAGCAGUGUCUCUCAUGCUAGAAGAGAAGCAGUCUUCUGCGAUAAUAGUUGAUGACAGCAACCACCUCAUUGGUCAGCUAACGCUUGGUGACAUUCAGCGUUUCACUGAAUUUUCAAGAGCAAAGAGUAGGAAACCUCAGGAGUUUAGAGUGUCUGAGCUAUGCUCCUCUAACAGCGAGAGGUGUCGUAUACCAGAUACGGUAACCCCAAACAUGAGCCUUGGUGCCGCUCAAGCUCUGAUGGAUAGGCAUGGUAUUAGUCAACUACCAGUUAUCUUGGAGCAUAAGGAUCAUGGAGGCCAUCCAAUUGGCCUUUUAGACAAAGAAUCCAUCAAUCUUGCUUACAGAGCUUUUGCAAUCAAGGAGUGCCUAGGCUGUUUUUUACACCGGACAAGCUGA